AUGCCUCGCAUCCGCCCUAACGAGCGUUACACUCCCAAUAACCUUCCGGUCUUCGUUGACACGAUCUGUCAAGAAUGCGGCGCUCAGGUGAAGAAGACGCGCGAUCAGAAUCGCCAUAAACUUGGACACCUUCCCGACAAGUACAAGAACAUCAAGUGUCGGCACCCGUGUACCUGGCCUGACUGUGGCAAACGAUUUGCAGCCAAGUGCACUUUGCAGACGCAUAUUCGCGCGAAGCACACUGGCGAGACGCCGUAUGUGUGCCCCAACGAGGAUUGUGGUGAGGUGUUUCAUGACGGUGCUGGCCUCUAUCACCAUCGCGAGCGCCACCACGACUACAAGUCGCCCAAUGCUCGCGGUCCCCGAGCGAAGCCCACGAAGCCUGCGAAGGCCGUCGUGGAGAAGGCGCCCAAGGCUCAGCGUCCGGGGCAUACCGCUGCGCCUACUAUAUCUCGCGACGUCGGGUACGCCGUGGCUGCCUCUACGGCGGUCUAUCACACUGCCACUGCAUCCACCUCCCGCAAGUCAUCUCGUGUCCCCGAACUGUCUCCCUCGUCGUCCUUCUCCUCAUUUGUCUCGCCGUCACCGUUCCCUCCGUCGCCUGUGGACAACUUGUUCGGCAUCGAUUUCUCUGAUACCUCCUUCAUCGACGAGCUUAUGUCGUCGCAGUCCUCCGAGGUCGACGAGUCCCUGUUCUGGCCUCCUGUUCCUGCGCCCGAGCUUCCUCCUCUCGAUGACUACACCUCGUACUCUGGCUACGAGGAGCCUCUCCACUAUGGUGAACAUCACUAA
Messenger RNA from Schizophyllum commune H4-8, 792 nucleotides. RefSeq lists its product as uncharacterized. Gene Ontology annotation, cellular component: nucleus. The transcript is spliced from 4 exons. Gene Ontology annotation, molecular function: DNA-binding transcription factor activity, RNA polymerase II-specific; RNA polymerase II cis-regulatory region sequence-specific DNA binding. The record is from RefSeq and is a predicted model, not a curated record. The coding region runs from base 1 to 792 and encodes 263 amino acids. Gene Ontology annotation, biological process: regulation of transcription by RNA polymerase II. Lineage: Eukaryota; Fungi; Basidiomycota; Agaricomycetes; Agaricales; Schizophyllaceae.